AUGCGGCAGUGCCGGGCCGCGGGCCUGGCGGGGCUGGCCGCGGUGCUCCUGGUGGCGGUGAGCAGAGCCCAGGUGCAGCAGGAGCCGGCGGCAGAGACCAACGAGGGCAUCAGCAUCAACAUCACCUGCUCACACCCCAACAUACAAGCCAGCUACGUCUACUGGUACCGUCAGCUCCCGGGCCGAGCUCCCUCAUUCCUCGUCAGCGCUGUCAAAGGCUCCAAGGAGGUGCCGGACCCGGAGGGGCAGCUGUGGGUGUCGGCAGACCGCCGCUCCAGCGUUCUGCGUCUCGCCCGGCCCCGGCUCGGGGACGCGGCGCUGUAUUACUGCGCCGUGGGCGCACGGGAAGCGAAGCCGGGGCUGCGGCCGGGCACGAACCGCUUGGGGCGGGGCGGGGGCACAGUGCCGUCCGGGCCCGCAGGGGGCGCUGCCGCUCCUCCCUCCCGGCGCCGCCGAGCUGGCAGUGCUGACAUGGAACGCGUCCCUCGCACCGCUCGGCAUCUUCCGGAGAAAGGCGUUCCAGCUGCACACCUUCAUGAGCUCGGCAUGUCGAGGUCACGGACACCUCAAAGUGGCCCGCAAAAAGGCACUGUUUUGAGACAAUGA
This is a messenger RNA of Tympanuchus pallidicinctus (lesser prairie-chicken), 606 nucleotides long. RefSeq lists its product as uncharacterized. Bases 1 to 606 code for a protein of 201 amino acids. Lineage: Eukaryota; Metazoa; Chordata; Aves; Galliformes; Phasianidae. Gene Ontology annotation, biological process: response to bacterium. The record is from RefSeq and is a predicted model, not a curated record. The transcript has 3 exons.